AUGUACAAGACAGUCCUCACCUCCAAUCCAUUGAAAUCCCUCCUCUACAAGCCUACGACCAUUACCACUCGCCACUUAAGCACAAUGGGUUCCAACGGCACAUCCACGCGGCAACCGCUCAAACUCCUCAUGCUUCAUGGCUACACCCAGUCCGGCAGUCUCUUCCACGCCAAAAGCCGCGCCCUAACAAAACACAUCCAAAAAGCUUUCCCCCUCCACGAAGUCACCCCAAUCUACCCAACCGGACCCCUCCGUCUCCGCCCCGCCGACAUCCCAGGCUACGAGCCCUCCACCACCGGCACCGCAGACGAAGAAAUCGAGUCCUACGCCUGGUGGCGCCGCUCCAACACCGCAAAGCCACCAUUAUACAUCGACCUGGAAGAAGGCCUGGCAUCCGUCGCACGCACACUGCAAGAAGAAGGCCCCUUCGACGGCGUAAUCGGGUUCUCGCAGGGCGCGGCGCUGGCAGCCAUGGUAGCUUCGCUGCUGGAGCCUGGACGGAAAGAGUCGUUCGAGCAUUUUUCUAAGAUUGCCGUCGAUGGCGCGGCGGGGAUGGAGAUGCCGGCGCCGUUUGGGGCGGAAGGGUUCAAGCAUCCGCAGCUUAAGUUUGCGGUUUGUUAUUCGGGGUUCAGGGCGCCGGGGCCGAGGUAUAGGGCUUUUUAUGAGGAGCCGGCUAUUCAGACGCCUGUUUUGCAUGUGCUUGGGUCUUUGGAUGCUGUUGUGGAGGAGGCGAGGAGUCGCGCUUUGGUUGAGGCUUGUGCCGGGGAGCCGGAGAAGGAUGGGUCUGUUGUUUGGCAUCCUGGUGGUCACUUUUUGCCGAGUCAGAGGCCUUAUCUUGAUGCUGUUGUGCGGUUCAUUCGGGAGAAGAUGGAAGGGUCGGAUGGGAAAGGGAAGGAGGUGGAGGAGGAUGUGAAUGAUAUGGAUAUGCCGUUUUAG
Messenger RNA from Penicillium bovifimosum, 936 nucleotides. RefSeq names its product alpha/beta hydrolase. Gene Ontology annotation, cellular component: cytoplasm; nucleus. The transcript has a single exon. The coding region runs from base 1 to 936 and encodes 311 amino acids. The record is from RefSeq and is a predicted model, not a curated record. NCBI's taxonomy places the organism in Eukaryota, Fungi, Ascomycota, Eurotiomycetes, Eurotiales, Aspergillaceae.